Molecule: messenger RNA, 333 nt
Organism: Aspergillus luchuensis
Lineage: Eukaryota; Fungi; Ascomycota; Eurotiomycetes; Eurotiales; Aspergillaceae
Exons: 2
Coding region: 1-333 (110 amino acids)
Source: RefSeq, a predicted model, not a curated record
AUGUGCUGGGCCAGUGAUCCACAGAAACUAUUUUCAUUUGAACUGCUAGAGUACUCGGCCAAGUUGGUAGGGUCAAAGCGCCGCCAGGAUAAGCGACACGUUGCAAAACCCCUUCUUGUGUUUGCUGAGCUAUAUGAGUGGUUUCUAGCAGAUCAAAAGCAGAAUACUUUCGAGAAUCUUAUAACCUGCAACCCUGUAAGCAAUAGUGCGCAGAUGCGCAGUGACAGUACCACAGAUGUGGUAACCAUACAGACCAUGCCACAACAACACUACCUAUGGCUUUCUAUCAAAUGGGCAGUUCAGUCGCCAAACUACUUUCCACUUGAGAGCUAG